Messenger RNA from Pelobates cultripes (western spadefoot toad), 974 nucleotides. The record is from the annotation of a GenBank genome assembly. Lineage: Eukaryota; Metazoa; Chordata; Amphibia; Anura; Pelobatidae.
UGUGGAACGUGACUCUGAUGCUAUGGAGUAUGACUCCUAUGAUGAGGGAGGGUCAGACGAGGAAUUACCCUCCGCGGAGGUUGCCCCCUCUGGGUCCUCUGCCGUGGCCCUAGGCCAAGUUAAGAUUCCCUCUGGGGACAGUAAGGCCAUUUUUGACCCCCAGGGAAACCCACUGUUCGACCCUGACGACCUACGUCACCCACGGUCAGCAGAGUGGGUCCCCCCGGACCAUAUUGCACAAUAUGUGGCUAAACGCCUGCGUACUCCCCUCUCCAAGGAGGGUCGCAACAACUUGCGUGCCGAAUGCCCUAGACCCUCUCUCCAGGGCUCGGCCUGUAAGACUCCGGAUAUUGACCCCCAAAUCGCCCAAUUCAUGAAUAAAUCAGGCUGGAAGCCCAAGAAGGGUUUGGAUUACUCCCUCAAGGGAUGCCAAGAUAAGAUAUUGGAUACCCUGGGCCCUCUGUCUAAACUUUACGAGCUGCUAGAUGCCGCUAGGGCUGGAGACUAGAUUAUGGAUGUCGAUGUGGCCAUUGGGUGGGUCCAGAGGGCGAUCUGCCUAUUGGGGAACGCUAAUACCGCCAUGUCUUCGGAGAGGCGUAAGGCGAUUCUCCUUAAGAUCGAUCCCAAAUUGGCUGCCAUGACGGUAGCGGAACCUGACCCCUCUGACGAGGGUUUACUGUUUGGAACCUCUUUCGUGAAGGACCUUGGUUCCUAUGUUAAGACCUUUACGGCCAUUGACAAGGCCCAGGCGAAUAUGAAGCGCAUGUUCGCGCCCAAGGUUUUCGGAGGGGCCGGGCGUAGCAGGAACCGUCCACCCGGCCGGGGCUUCCGUGGCUCGUUCAGGGCCUCCAGAGGUUCCUUCUUUCCUUCCCGAGGAUUUCAAGAUGCGAGGUCGCCUCCCUUCUUCCCAGCCAGAGGGAGAUCCUGGGGCUCCAGGUAUCCCCGUGGUGCCGCUUCGGGCAGACGCCCUUAUG